GACACGAACCGUCACUUCCAUCAUUCGUUCCAUCUCGGGGCUCAAAGUGAAGCCCCGAAGCAUAAAACACAUCUCACUGUAGAGACCGAUACAUAGAUAAAAGAGAAUGAGACUGGUCCAUGGCUGCAAUGGGGGAGCAGACGGGUGCAUGCUGCAUGAAUCACGCUGUUAGAGGAGCGACACUUCUGAUUCGACUUUACAGCUUACGGACUUUGCCAUUUAGAGCAACUUUCACCGUUGCGACAAGACAAGGGACGUUUAGCUAACCUCAUUUAAUCGGUGUUACCGGUUGGGGUUGAAUGAAUAUCUCGAGGUUACAUCCGGUUCAGCAUCAGACAGUCAAAGCUCCUUAUAAUGCCUUUUAACCUCCGGCGUCGUCUGGAACUGCGACUCCAACUCUGCUUCUUAUAACACUUCGAUUAAUUAAUCUAAUGCGAGCUUCUCAUCUUCAUAUCUCACCGUCACACACACAGGCAUGUCUACCGGGAGCUGUACAGCAACACUGCCUACAAUCGACCAUCUCAUCGCAGGCGCGGGCGGACACUCUAUUUCGUUUAUAGUAAACGGGCUUGUCUUGAAAGGCUUUAAAAAAAACAAUACAAUAUGGUAAAUUUGUUGUCAUUCAUCUGCACUGGCGUCGUUUUAAUGUAGGGGGCGCUACAGCCCACUAGCUCAGUGAAAGUUAGGCACUUCCUGUCGGACUCGCCAAAUUUAAAAUGAAACUGCACGGGGAACUUAGACUGCGGUUACUCGAGCAGUGGUGCGCAACAGAGUGACCCCAUCCACACUUCUCCAUUAGCGAAAAGGCAGCCAUGCCCCCACCUGCUGACAUCGUGAAGGUCGCCAUCGAAUGGCCGGGUGCAAACGCUCAGCUUAUUGAGAUGGACCAGAAAAGACCUUUGACCUCAAUCAUCCGUGAAGUCUGUGACGGAUGGUCUUUAUCAGGCUCUGAACAGUUUGCUCUGCGAUAUGCCGAUGGUCCUCAGCUUUAUAUCACUGAACAGAGUCGCAGUGAAAUAAAGAACGGGACCAUCCUUCGAUUAGCCAUUUCACCCGGCCGUGCUGCUCGUCAACUCCUGGAGCGUAUCCAAUCCCAUGGGAUUGACGCUCGCUUAGAGGCUCUAAAGGAGCUGGCCAAGCUGUCCGCAGACCCCACGUUUGCCGCGGAGUUUAUCAAUAUGGAGGGGAUUGGGACCUUGGCCCGCCUGGUCGAGAGCGGCACCCACUUUGGCGAAAUGCUGGCGUUCACUCUCACUGCAUUUCUGGAGUUAAUGGAUCACGGCAUUGUAUCCUGGGAUCUUAUCUCGCUCUCCUUCAUCAAGCAGAUCGCAGGCUAUGUGAACCAGCCCAUGGUGGAUGUGUCCAUCCUGCAGCGCUCACUGGCCAUCCUGGAGAGCAUGGUACUCAACAGCCACAGCCUCUACCACCGGGUGGCUCAGGAGAUCACCGUGGGACAGCUCAUCGGGCACCUGCAAGUGUCAAACCAAGAGAUUCAGACUUAUGCCAUUGCCCUCAUCAAUGCUCUUUUCCUGAAAGCACCCGAGGAUAGACGGCAGGAGGUGUACGCUAACCCGCUGGAGCAGCACCUUACCGAAAUGGCAAGCACCUUGGCCCAGAAGCACUUGCGGUCCAUCAUUCUUAACCACGUCAUACGAGGAAAUCGACCAAUCAAAGCAGAGAUGGCCCAUCAGCUGUACGUGCUGCAGGUGUUGACCUUUAAUCUUUUGGAGGAACGAAUGAUGACCAAAAUGGAUCCGAAUGACAAGACCCAAAGGGAUGUCAUUUUCGAGCUGCGGAGGAUUGCCUUUGAUGGAGAAAAUGACCCCACCGGCACAGAAAAAAGAAAGGCGUUGUAUGCUAAGGAUUAUAAAAUGCUAGGUUUCACAAACCAUGUGAACCCUGCUAUGGAUUUCACUCAGACUCCCCCAGGGAUGCUCGCUUUGGACAACAUGCUGUACCUGGCCAAGGUGCAUCAAGACACGUACAUCCGUAUUGUUCUUGAAAACAGUAGUCGCGAAGAUAAGCACGAGUGUCCCUUCGGCCGGUGUGCCAUCGACCUCACUCGGAUACUCUGCGAGAUACUCCAAGUUGGAGAAUUGCCUAAUGAGGGCUGCAACGACUACCAUCCCAUGUUCUUCACUCACGACCGAGCAUGGGAGGAAUUCUUCUGCAUCUGCAUCCAGCUGCUCAAUAAAACCUGGAAGGAGAUGAGAGCCACCUCCGAGGACUUUAAUAAAGUCAUGCAGGUGGUCCGAGAGCAGAUCACCAGGGCCCUGGCCAUGAAGCCCUCGUCCUUAGACCAGCUGAAGAACAAGCUGCGAGGUCUCAGCUACUCAGAGAUCCUGCGAUUACGACAGUCUGAAAGAAUGAGCCAGGAUGACUUUCAGUCUCCGCCCAUCAUUGAGUUGCGAGAGAGAAUCCAGCCUGAGAUUCUGGAGCUCAUUAAACAGCAACGACUCAAUCGGCUGUGCGAGGGCAGCUGUUUCCGAAAAGUGGGAAACCGCCGAAGGCAAGAGAAAUUUUGGUUCUGCAGACUCUCCCUUAAUCACAAAGUGCUGCACUACGGGGACUUGGAUGAAUCACCUCAGGGUGAAGUGCCUUUUGAGAUGCUCAGCGACAAGAUCCCCGUCUCCGACAUCAAGUCUGUGGUGACUGGGAAGGACUGCCCUCAUAUGAAAGAGAAAAGUGCUCUGAAACAAAACAAGGAGGUGCUGGAGUUGGCUUUCUCUGUCCUUUAUGAUCCGGAUGAGACUCUCAACUUUGUUGCGCCCAACAAGUAUGAGUAUUGCAUCUGGACGGACGGCCUGUGCGCACUACUGGGCAGAGAGAUGAGCAGCGACCUGACACGCAGUGACCUCGACACACUUAUCAGCAUGGAGAUGAAGCUCCGCCUCCUGGACCUUGAGAACAUCACAAUCCCGGAGGCCCCGCCCCCUGUUCCGAAGGAGCCAAGCUCUUAUAAUUUCACUUACAACUAUAGCUGAGAUGUGUUGAUUGUAAAGCAAUUUAGCAACGGUCAAGAAUGUGCAUAUUAUCUCUUUCAACGAAUCCUGCAGUGUGCUAUUUCGAAAAGGCUACAGUGGAACCUCUAAAAGCGAUGUUCUGAUUUCAAAAGUGUGAUUUUUCCAGACACAAAUUUAUC
Hippocampus comes (tiger tail seahorse) is the source of this 3142-nucleotide messenger RNA. It is a transcript of the gene elmo2, whose product is annotated as engulfment and cell motility 2. The record is from RefSeq and is a predicted model, not a curated record. The coding region runs from base 813 to 2984 and encodes 723 amino acids. The transcript has 23 exons. Lineage: Eukaryota; Metazoa; Chordata; Actinopteri; Syngnathiformes; Syngnathidae. Gene Ontology annotation, biological process: cell motility; actin filament organization.